Messenger RNA from Coffea arabica (coffee), 1187 nucleotides. Its product is annotated as nudix hydrolase 17, mitochondrial-like. Gene Ontology annotation, cellular component: cytoplasm; nucleus. The record is from RefSeq and is a predicted model, not a curated record. NCBI's taxonomy places the organism in Eukaryota, Viridiplantae, Streptophyta, Magnoliopsida, Gentianales, Rubiaceae. Gene Ontology annotation, molecular function: pyrophosphatase activity.
ACCACACCAAUAACCAAAACAGACGCUUUCUUUCCUCUUCUUAAUAAUCCUAGGCACAGCUGAAACGCCCACCAUUUUGAUCCAUUCUUUCUUCAACCAAAACAAAACACUUUCUUUCCCCUUCUUAAUAACCCUAGGCACAGCUGAAACGCCCACCAUUUUGAUCCAGUCUUUCUUCUUCUUGAACAUUUCUUAGCAUCGAAGGGAAUAAAUACCCAACUUGGUCUUCUUUCUUAUCCAAUUUCCAUCCCUUUUUAUCUCCCCACUUAUAUGUACAUACAGAUGAUUUUGCUGGUGGCUUUCUUGCGUAUUGUCAAUAAUAUUUUGUAACGUGCAUGUUUUCAGAAUCUCUUUAGCCCACAUUUCUCGAGCAAUUGGGUAGCAUAUUUUCCUUAGUUCUUUGCUCAUAUUUGAUUGCAAGAUUUACGGUAACUCGGAAAAAUUGAUCAGAUGGUUUGUUUGGUUUCUCGAACGGGAAGGCAUUUGCAGAGGUACAACGACAAAGGUCGUCGUCUCGUUGUUGGGUGUAUCCCGUAUAGAUUUAAGGGGCAAGAAAAAGAUAAGGUGAACAAUCAAGUAGAGGUCCUUGUUAUCAGUUCACAAAAUGGUCAAGGGAUGAUGUUUCCCAAGGGAGGUUGGGAACUUGAUGAAUCCCUAAUUGAAGCUGCCUGUCGGGAAUCACUCGAAGAAGCUGGUGUUCUUGGAAAUGUUGAGGAUGAAUUAGGUAUAUGGAGAUUCAAGAGCAAAAGCCAAGGAACCUACCAUGAAGGUUACAUGUUUCCUUUGCUGGUCACAGAACAACUUGACCUAUGGCCUGAACAAAAUGUCCGGAAAAGAGUAUGGAUGACAGUGGCUGAAGCUAGAGAAGUUUGUAAGCAUUGGUGGAUGAAAGAAGCAUUAGAUAAAUUUGUUAAUAGGCUUCCGUUGGAGGAGCUUGAAGAUCAGCAGCAAGACCUUCCAGCUAAAUCCCUACUCUAGAAAUUAGUUUUUAUUUGGUUAAUUAAUUUAGCUUUUUUUUUUGUAUAUAGGAUCCCUGAGGAACAUGAUCAGUUAGCCCAUGGAAUCCCCAAAGGAGGAUGACCAAUGCACUCAAUUUCUAAUUUUUGAAGUUUCUUCUUCGUCUUUUCUGUUUUUGGUCAACGAUGUACGUAAUUAGAAAUGAUGAUGAAUUGGUUCGAAAUUUACUC